UUUUUCCCACGAGAGCCAUGUAAAAGCAGCCGUUGUUGUGUUACAAAAUUCAAUUCUGCCGUUGGAGACUUGCGUGGAAGUUGUCUGCUUCUGUCAGUUAGUCUCCAAAAGAUGUCUUCCCAAGAAGAUUCCUGCUCUAGGUGGGACUUCAACAGUUCCUUGUUACUUUCCGGACGACGGAAAAGCGCCUUCAUUCCAUAUAGACCCACAAAUACUGUACUAACGAACCUCCAGCGAGGAAAUACUGAGACAGAUGGCUCGGAGAUUUCGCUGAACUUCCACGAAAAAAGUGGUCAGGGUGAAAUCACCGAGGAAAUGGUGAAAGAACUCUCUUCUGUAGAUGUUCUAGAUCAAUUCCAAUUCACACCACUUCACUGGGCAUGCUACUAUGGCCAGUUAUCGUCAGUGAGGACACUGGUCCAAUGUGGAGCUGAUGUCAAUAAGCUCGCUCCAGACUACAUUUCGCCCCUUUUGCUAGCAUCAGCUGGAGGGCACAAUGAAAUUGUAAAGUACCUCCUGCAGCACAAGGCAGAUAUCAAUCAUACAGACGUUGUCGGAAAUACGGCACUAAUGUAUGCUUCUGCAGGAAAUCAUCCACACACCUGCAACGAAUUAAUUGCAUUCCAUCCAAAUCUCACGGAAUCCAAUGAGAAUGGGGACACUGCUUAUUCCCUGGCCAUCAAAAAUAAAUCUCAUUUAGCUCAAGCAGUUCUGGAAAAUCACAUAUUUUCAUACUUUCUCAAAUGAACAUGUUCUCUGGAAAUAUUGAAGAGAAAUAAUGGCUGUUAUGUAAUUGUAAUUAUCUGCAAAUAAGAAAUUUUAAAUUUCAA
This is a messenger RNA of Phlebotomus papatasi, 830 nucleotides long. Its product is annotated as DNA-binding protein RFXANK. Bases 112 to 747 code for a protein of 211 amino acids. The transcript is spliced from 5 exons. The record is from RefSeq and is a predicted model, not a curated record. Gene Ontology annotation, molecular function: protein binding. Lineage: Eukaryota; Metazoa; Arthropoda; Insecta; Diptera; Psychodidae.